Molecule: messenger RNA, 3460 nt
Organism: Nelumbo nucifera (sacred lotus)
Lineage: Eukaryota; Viridiplantae; Streptophyta; Magnoliopsida; Proteales; Nelumbonaceae
Product: transcription factor LHW-like
Biological process (GO): regulation of DNA-templated transcription
Molecular function (GO): DNA-binding transcription factor activity; protein dimerization activity
Source: RefSeq, a predicted model, not a curated record
AGAAGUGGGUCUGUGACUUUGUGGCGCGAGCAAUAUUUAAAGGAACGCUUUAGUGGUGGAGAGACUUGUAGAAGUAGUGGGAGAUUAUCUGGUUUGUUGAAGACUGGAAUUUUGUUUUUGCAUUCUUCCUGCGAUAAUUUGGUAAAAGAACUUUUAAGAUCGACGACCUUUUCUUGGCUCUUUGUGUAUGUGUGUGUUGAAAUUUCUUGGAAGAUGGAGUCGAACGAGAAAUAUAUCGUGUGUGACGAUUUUUUGUGCUGAAGCAGCCGAAUAGAGAGAGAAACACUGGAAGUCUGACUGCAGUCAUCUGGCUUUCUUCGAGAGCUUCCGAAAUGGGUUCAAUUUUGUGGGAAUUUCGUUAAAGGAAAGAGUGUUGCCUCCUGAGAAGGUUCGGUAGAAUGAUUAAUUAAAUCUCUCUCUUGAGGAAGAACUUUUCUGCUAGUGAGAGAUCUAGUAGCUGAAAGAAAAUCCAAGUUACGUAAAUUCCGUGAACUUAACGUUGGAAUCACAGAUAUUAACACCUCCUUUACCUUUUUUUCUUAAAAAAUAUGUGAUUCUCUGUAUGUGCAAACCGUGUCUUGGAGAGCUUCGAAGACAUUAUAACGUUUCAUUAUCAAGCUUUAAUUUAAUGGCAAACUACUUCAAGAGUGUCAAAUCCACGAAGCUAUCUAUUGUUUCCUGUGUUUAAAAUCGUGAGACACUAUCCUGUGAACAAACCAAUACUUUUUUUCUUGAAAGCGGGCAUCUAUGGGUUCUUUGUUGCUUGGUUCAAAAGGGCCACCGAUAAAACGACGAGCUGGUUUGCGCAGAAAACAGGCAGGACGAAGUUCGUACAGAGGUAGUUAGGGAAUGGUAGACUGUUAACUUGGCAAGUUUGUUUUGUUUAAACCUGGGCCUGUCAUCCUUGAUAAUCAACAAAUGGGAACCAGUGCAUUGAGGCAGUUGCUGAGGAAUCUUUGCCUAAAUUCACAGUGGAAUUACGCUGUCUUUUGGAAGCUCAAACACCAGAAUCGAAUGGUUUUGACCUGGGAGGAUGGAUAUUAUGAUCAUCCAAAACUGAUAGAGCCAAUUGAAAGUAUUUCAGACAAUGUUUGCUUCAAGGAGACAGAUGGGAUCAAAUCUUUUGGAUGCGAAACAAACACAUCAAAUGGAAAUUCUGUAGGAUCUCCAAUAGAAUUGGUUGUAGCAGAUAUGUCAUGUCAACUGUACUUACUGGGAGAAGGGAUUGUUGGUAAAGUUGCAUCUACGGCAAAGCAUUGCUGGGUUUAUGCCGGUAUCGAAUCUUAUUUAGUUCCAGAGUAUCCGGAUGAGUGGUCAAUUCAGUUUGCAGCAGGAAUCAAGACUAUUUUACUUGUACCUGUUCUGCAUGGUGUCGUGCAACUUGGUUCUUUGGAAAUGGUUGAUGAAGAUCUUAUACUUGUUGCUCAUAUAAAAGAUAUGUUCAACACCCUUCAAUAUGUUGGAGGGACUUCUCUGCCUUUGAUUUCAAACAAGGACCUCCUGGCUUUUCAAUCGUCACCACUGACAUCUCUUUUCUUGGACAAAUUGGCUGAUCCAUUAGCUUUUCCAAGUAACAUGCUGAAGCCAAUCCAAUCAGAAGCCUCAAUGAAGCAGGACCCAAUUGUUUGUAAUAGUUUUCAGAUAAUAGAGAACAAACUGUCAACCACAAGUGACCAACUUAUGCUACCAUUUGUUCAAGAUAACUUUGAGGUCCUUGGAAGGGAUUUGCAGCCGACUCUUCAAAGCAUAAAGGAGAAUGAAUUUGGUGCAUUGUUGGUGGAUCCUGCUGAAGUUUCAUCAGUGCAAAAUGAGUCUAUUACUAACCAUGUGGAAAUGAUGGAAAGUCUAUUCAGCUUUCCUUGUAUUGAGGGAGAUUUGAUGGCCUCUUAUCAAUGUGAUGACCCUAACACAGGAGACCCUGAACUCAAAGUUGGUUUUUAUUCUGUUGGAGAUUUGAUGGAUCAAACAAUCAUAGAUGAGGCUAUUAAUGGGACGAACCACAUAAAUAUCAGUGGCUUCUUAAACUUUCCUGUAGACUAUGAACUACAAGAAGCACUUAGACCAGCUUUUCAGAGAGGAAGCAAUGAACAUCUAUGGGACUCAUCUGUCUCAGUCCCAGAUGCAUGUGAUAGAUUGAGCCCAAUUUGGAAUAGAGAACUCACAGGAGGAAUUGAGCAAGUAAUUGCAGAAUCCAAUGCAUGGUUUAAGAAAGGAGGUGAUGCUGAACAUCUCUUGGAUGCUGUGGUCACCAACAUAUAUGGUGCUUCAGAUGAUACUAUAUCUAACAGAUCUAACAGUUUCACACUAACUACUUCCACAGGGCAUUUCGCUGCUUCUUGCCAAACACAGAGUCAAUCUGAAGGUAAUAUAUUGGUAAGAGAUGACUCAGUUCCAUGGAAUAACAUGAGAUCCUCAUCCAUGUCAGGAGGCAAAGAAGAUGUUACUACUACUAGAACUGGGGCAUCUUUGUUGGUUAGCAUGGUGAGCACAGUGAUUGAUAGUGAUCAAACAAAAAAGGAGGUUGGUUCUAGGAGGGGCUCGAAGUUGACCCGUGUCACUAAAAGAAGGUCCAGACCUGGUGAAAAUCAGAGGCCAAGGCCAAGGGACAGACAGAUGAUUCAAGAUCGUGUUAAGGAAUUGCGAGAACUUGUCCCAAAGGGUGAAAAGUGUAGCAUUGAUUCCCUAUUAGACCAAACUGUUAAGCACAUUCUCUUCUUACGAAGCGUUACUAGUCAAUCUAACAAGUUGAGGCACUGCAUGCGCCCAAAGGUCAGCGGUUGGAAGAACAGCAAACCAUCAGGAACCCAAAAUGGCACCAACUGGACUUUUCAAAUGGGAAGCCAACUUGGAAUCUGCCCUAUAGUUGUGGAAGACCUGGACUACCCAGGACAUUUGCUCAUAGAGAUGUUAUGCGAUGAACACGGACUCUUCUUGGAGAUUGCUCAAGUUAUCAGGCAUCUAGAAUUAACUAUAUUGAAGGGCGUGCUGGAGAACCGGUCAAACAAGACUUGGGCCCAUUUUAUUGUUGAGGCCUCAAGCGGCUUCCAGAGAAUGGAUGUCUUCUGGCCCCUGAUGCAAUUAUUGCAACGAAACGCCAAUCCGAUUUCAAGCAAGUUCUGAUGGUGUCUGUCUUCGACCCGUUAUUCCCCGUUUUUUUUUUGGGUCUUUUGAAGGAGAUUUACGUCGAUCCCCACCGUGCUUUGUAUCGCUGAUUUUCAUAGCGAUCCAUACCCAUUAGAAAAGUUUAGACGAGAGAGAAUCUAGUAAUGGGCGUACUUGCUCUGUUUCUUAAGGCAUUUAGGAUUAGAUACAAGGGACUCUAUUAUAAGUUUUGUAUCAAAAUAAAGAUAUACACAAUACUUUAUCUUACAUUGUACAUCUCGGAAGCGAUUCCUUUCUCGCAACGGUGACAAAGAUGGAAGUCAUGGUCUUCUCGACCAUGAAAGAAUGAUUACAUGCA